Molecule: messenger RNA, 777 nt
Organism: Lindgomyces ingoldianus
Lineage: Eukaryota; Fungi; Ascomycota; Dothideomycetes; Pleosporales; Lindgomycetaceae
Exons: 5
Coding region: 1-777 (258 amino acids)
Source: RefSeq, a predicted model, not a curated record
AUGGAAUCUAUGGCACUAAAUUACGAAAACCUGGUCGAUUAUGCCUGUUUCUACGACCCUAUUAAAGACGUUCAAGUCGGUCCCGCAAACCAGGAGCCGCGGGACGUCAGCCAACCUGGACGCCUGGUCGAAUCUCUAAGGAGAAACAUUCUCUCCUAUCGAGUAAGCAUCACAUUGAAAAUGCUCCAAAAGCCUCAAACACGCAUCAUCCUAAGUGGCGCAAUGAGGCGCGCAUGUUUCUUUGGGGUUUGCGCCGCACAACCCCUGCUGCUGCUACUCCAAAAAGAACGACCAACACUCACACAGGAAGUUCAUACAAACAGCGCCCACCCCCUCUUCUUUAGUAACUCGGUAGGGGAAACAAUCCAAUGGUGUCGCUGGCAUCUGACUACAGUUGCACUAAGCAGCUGUGCUGCACUUUGGGAUCCACCAAAGUGGUUCCUUCCCAAGCUGACCAAAGAUAUAGAUGUGACUGUGCCUCACCCUUUUGUUCCCAUCCCAAGGUACCCAAGCUGCGAUGAUGAUUUAAAGCGCUUUACCUCAAUACACUGGAUGUUUCUAGUUUUUGAGCUGUACUUGAUCAACUGGCUCUUUCUUUAUAACAUCUGUAGCAACCAAGGUUUUACUGCCACAAUCAACUCUCUUCAGCCAACUUCAGCCACCUACAUCGGUGCCAGAAAGGCGAGUUUCCGGAUUAAGUCGUCCGUGCUCGUUGUCACUGAAUUUGUCCAAGGGCGAGAAGAUGAACAGUACUCUAAGCGCUUCAAGGCGAUAUAA